UCGAAUCCCGGAGAAGGCAUGGAUGUUUGUAUAUGUUUAAUAAAAAUUUGUAAAAAAACGUUUGUUGUUAAUUUCAAUAUUAACCCUCACGAAUUGGAGGAAACGGCGUUCGCCAAAGUCCUCAUCAUCUUUCUUCUUGUCUAAAAGGCAAGAUUGAUACUGAUACUGAUACUGAAAUGAUUGAUUGGAUCGAAAAUCUUAAAUAAGGACCAAUCAAAAAAUUGCUUUCUGCCAAAUCUGCGUCAAGACGGCUUUACUUUCUGCAAGUGCAUUAGGACUUCAUCUCGUUCUCUCGUUUUCCAGCGAGAAAUGACGCCAUUAUCGCGAUAUCCCGAAGGUACGUGAUUCUAUGUUAAUGCAUUUUGGCGGUAUAAGCAAAUAUGUGUGAACGAUAUUUAUAAGGUAUUUGUUUCUUCAUUUCCUAUCAUAAUAAAAGUGUCAAUAACAGAAAUCUUCACAAACGGUUCCAAAUGUUGCAGUUCAUACGAUGACCCAGUUAAUACCUAAUCGAGUGCUAUGUACUGUUGUUACUCUGAUGAUUUUACUAUUGUUUUUGAAAAACUGAAUUUCUACGUGAGAGUUGAUUAUGUUCAUGUUUACUGAGUAAAAAGUGAUUAAAAAUAUCAUGACAAUAUGUUUAAAUUGAGAAAAUGGAACCUCCCAAGAAACAACCGAAGAUUGAAAAUGGAGAUAUAAAGGAAAUGCUGAUGACAAUGCAGUUUUCAUUUAUAAAUAAGUUGAAAAAUAUAGAAGGAAAAAUUGAGAAACUUAGUUCUAAGUACUUUCUGUUGGAACAAAAAGUUGAAAGUAUUUUGCUGAAAGCUCAAGACCCUACUCUAAAGACACCACAGUCAAAUGUACCUUGUUCUUCUAGUAACACUUCAUGUAUAUCUGCAAAUGAUGAAGAAGCCUAUCCAGAAGGUUCCUGGCUGGGAGAUCCAAACAACCGUGAACUUCGUGUUAGGUGCAAUAUUAGUCCAACAGAUUUGGAACUCAUAAAUAAUAGUUGCCCAACUCCUGAAAAAAUGGCAUUGCUACUCUUAGAUUAUUUAUUUGAUCGAGAAAUUCAAGCAAAAUCAAAUAUAUCUGGAACUGGAAAACAUGGUAAACAACAGUUAGACCCUUUAAAAAUAUAUGGUAUAAAAUGUCAUAUUACAUAUAUGUUUGGUAUAAGUAACAAAGACUGGCAACGUAUAAAACAGAAUAUAGAUUCUAAAUGUCGGACAGCUUUUCAGAGGAAACAGAAAGGCAUGCCUCUUGUGGUCAAAGGUUGUCGUGAAAGGUAUAAAUGAAUUAAAAUUUUUAACAGAG
Stegodyphus dumicola is the source of this 1311-nucleotide messenger RNA. RefSeq names its product protein BANP-like. Gene Ontology annotation, molecular function: DNA binding. Gene Ontology annotation, biological process: protein localization to nucleus; negative regulation of protein catabolic process. Lineage: Eukaryota; Metazoa; Arthropoda; Arachnida; Araneae; Eresidae. The record is from RefSeq and is a predicted model, not a curated record.